Lycium barbarum (goji berry) is the source of this 2166-nucleotide messenger RNA. RefSeq lists its product as uncharacterized. The transcript has 2 exons. NCBI's taxonomy places the organism in Eukaryota, Viridiplantae, Streptophyta, Magnoliopsida, Solanales, Solanaceae. Gene Ontology annotation, molecular function: nucleic acid binding; zinc ion binding. Bases 1 to 2166 code for a protein of 721 amino acids. The record is from RefSeq and is a predicted model, not a curated record.
AUGGUGAUGAAUACACGAGCUGGUCAUGCGAGGGAUGUUGAGCCCGAGCCUGUUGUUAUGGCCGGCACUCGAGGUAGAGGUCGAGGACGGGCUAGAGGUCGUGGCCGGGCCAGAGGUCGCGGUGCUGCACCAGCCAGGGACAGGGCUCCUGCAGCUGGACAGAGACGGACGCCCUCGCUAUCUCCUGAGCGUGAGCCCGAGGUUGAGGAGCAAGAUAGGGGAGGUUCGGGGCCAGCCCAGACCCACCCCGAGUAUAUUUCAGACCCAGCGGUUCAGGAUACGUUGGCCCGUAUUCUUCUUCAUUUGGAGGGCCAGCGGACUGCUGGGGGUGCUGGUACUGGAGGUUCUCACACUCAGGCUGGUCGGCACACUCCGGAGCAGGGACAAACUCAUGGGAUGCAGCCUGCCGCUGCUAUGGCCCCGCGUAUGGAUGGAUUUCGUGCCCCCGAGGGCAUUCCUAGGCCAGUUGCUUUACAGACAUUGACUCAUCGUGAUCAGGAGCUCAUUUGGAGGUUCCUGAAGAUGGAGCCGCCCAGGUUUCACGGCGCUCGGGAUGAGGAUGCAUACGAGUUUAUUGUAGAUAUGCAUGAACGUCUAUACCAGAUGGGUAUUGUGGAGACCCAUGGAGUUGACUACACUACUUUCCAGCUUCGCGACGGUGCGAAGACUUGGUGGAGGUAUUAUGUGGAGAGUAGGCCAGUUGGUUCGCCUCCUCUCACUUGGGCUCAGUUUCAUCAGGUUUUUCUUGACAAGUAUGUACCUCGCCCCUUAAGAGAGCAGCGUAAGGAGGAGUUUACUCGCCUCCAGCAGAGGGGGAUGUCUGUAGCCGAGUAUGAGGCUAGGUUUCUGUUUUUAGCGAGGUAUGCUACCCAUAUGAUUCCGACGGAUGAGGAGAGGGUCCGUAGAUUUGUGAAUGGACUCUCUCCUGAUAUUCAUGUUCACUGUCUUCAGCAUGUGACUCCUGAGGCUUCUUGGCAGAAGGUUGUUGAUCAUGCCAUUAGUAUUGAGGCUGCCCAGGUCCGAGCUCAGGGAGGAUCGAGUGAGAAGAAAGCUCGUUAUCAGGGUCAGUAUAGUGGCUCUUCUAGUUACCGUGGUGGUGGUCAUUCUUUGAGGUCCUAUCAUUCGGUCCCCAAUCGUCCGGUGCAGUCAUCUUUGCAGACUUCUUCUAGUGGUCAUCCCAGGCAGGGUGGAUACGGGGCUGGCCAGUCUCAGGGAGGUUCAUUUUCUAGGUCAGCUGCCCGUGAGAGCCCUUCCGGAUCUUCAGCCUCCAUUCAUCAGUCUUCCGAGCCUAGGGUUUGCUGGGGUUGUGGCGAUUCGGGGCACAUUUCUAGAUUUUGCCCUCGUGCUAGACAGAGUGGGGCUCAGCAGGGUUCCAGGUUUCAGGCUCCGAGGACUCCGGCGUCUACUGGUACCCGGGGUGGUUCCUCAGGGAGGGGCGGCGCUCAGUCAGGUCGCGGUGGUUUUCAGUCAUCGAGAGGAGGACACCAGUCCGGGAGAGGUGGUACUCAUGGCUCCAGAGGUGGGGCACAGUCUGUUCAGAGCGGUCGGGGUGGCGCACAAUGUUAUGCUUUUCCGGGUAGACCAGAAGCAGAGGCUUCAGAUGCUGUGAUCUCAGGUACUAUUUCUGUUCGUCGUCGGCCGGCUUCGGUUUUAUUUGAUCCAGGGUCUACUUAUUCAUAUGUGUCUACUUAUCACUCUGUGGGUUGGGAUUUGACUUGUGAGUAUCUUGACCUGCCUAUUUAUGUGUCUACUCCGGUUGGAGAUUCUGUGAUGGUUGAUAGAGUCUAUCGAAAUUGUCUAGUUACUUUCAUGGGGUAUGACACCUGGGUAGAUUUGAUGAUCCUGGACAUGUUAGACUUUGACAUUAUAUUAGGAAUGACUUGGUUAUCUCCAUAUCACGCCAUCUUGGACUGUCAUGCCAAGACUGUUACGUUGGCCAUGCCCGGGAUUCCUAGAUUAGAGUGGAGGGGUACUCCUAGCCCUGCCCCGAGAAAGAUUAUUUCCUACCUUCGUGUGAAGAAGCUAGUGGAUAAGGGUUGCUUAGUUUACUUAGCGCAUGUUUGUGAUACUAGUGCAGAUUCCCCAUCUCUUGAGUCCGUGCCAGUGGUUUGUGAGUUUGCGGAGGUGUUUCCUGCCGAUUUGCCAGGAUGGCGCCGGUUGAAUUGA